GAGACCCCAGUUACCUGUAAAACCAACAAACCUUCUAAAAUGUUGUUUUUCAGCUUCUUCAAGACGCUAGUUGACCAGGAGGUUGUUGUAGAGUUGAAAAAUGACCUCGAGAUAAAGGGCACCUUGAAGUCUGUCGACCAGUUUUUGAACUUGAAGUUGGACAACAUUUCCACAGUCAACGAAGGAAAAUACCCCCACUUGAAAGCUGUCAAGACUUUGUUUGUCAGAGGCUCUACAGUCAGAUAUGUGCAUUUGAGUGCCAGCAGUGUUGACUGCACUUUGCUACAAGAUGCAUCCAGAAGAGAGGCCAUGGUUCAAGGAGGAAAAUAAUGCAAGGGAUUUUGAGCAGGGCUUAUCGUCCCGUGGCUCUGUUUUGCAUGUGUAUAUUACGAUAAUGUAUUUUUUUGUUCUGUUGAACUAGCCUGACUUCUUUGAUGUGGUGGUUCUCGAUUUAAUCUCGUAAAGCACUUGGCUCUCGAAUGGCCAGGUUUGUGACAGUAAGAGCAUGUUCUUUUCAGUCUGCUCUGGUUGUGUGCGCUGGGCUGUUGUAGUAUCGGAGAGCUUCCAGUAGGUGGCGCAACUAGGAUUCCAGGCUUGUCAACCACUCGCAGGUUUUCUGCGCCAGAUAAAUCCACAGAAAAAGCUUUGAGGCGGUCUUUGGGAACUAUGACGAAAUCAGUGUCUUGUAGCAAAUCAAAUAAAGUGUUGUUGCAAUGAGG
Metschnikowia bicuspidata var. bicuspidata NRRL YB-4993 is the source of this 719-nucleotide messenger RNA. It is a transcript of the gene SNP3, whose product is annotated as Sm-like protein. Gene Ontology annotation, molecular function: RNA binding. The transcript is spliced from 2 exons. NCBI's taxonomy places the organism in Eukaryota, Fungi, Ascomycota, Pichiomycetes, Serinales, Metschnikowiaceae. Gene Ontology annotation, biological process: mRNA splicing, via spliceosome. The record is from RefSeq and is a predicted model, not a curated record. Gene Ontology annotation, cellular component: catalytic step 2 spliceosome; Lsm1-7-Pat1 complex; U6 snRNP. Bases 40 to 330 code for a protein of 96 amino acids.